UUUUUUCCGGGUUCGGAGCCGUUCCGGAUGCUUUAGGCUGCCGGAUGUCUCAUCUCCGGAUAACUGAGGCGUUUCUGUACAUGGAUUAUCUGAGAAUGUCUGAGUGUAUCCAGAUCUCAUUUGCUGUUUGUAGAAUUGGCAUUCACACGUGUUUUAGAGCACUCUGCUGCAAGGGACCACCACCCGCCCGGCCAGAAUAUGAUCUGGUCUGCAUAGGUCUCACUGGCUCGGGCAAGACCAGCCUGUUGUCAAAACUCUGCAGUGAAAGCCCGGACAACAUCGUAUCAACUACAGGUUUUAGUAUAAAAGCUGUACCAUUUCAGAAUGCCAUCUUGAAUGUAAAAGAACUUGGAGGGGCUGACAAUAUCCGGAAAUACUGGAGUCGCUACUACCAAGGAUCUCAAGGGGUAAUAUUUGUAUUAGAUAGUGCCUCUUCAGAAGAUGAUUUAGAAACUUCUAGAAAUGAACUGCAUUCAGCUCUUCAGCAUCCACAGUUAUGCACUUUACCCUUUUUAAUAUUGGCCAAUCAUCAAGACAAACCAGCUGCUCGAUCUGUACAAGAGGUCAAAAAAUACUUUGAACUUGAACCCCUUGCCCGGGGCAAACGCUGGAUCCUGCAGCCCUGUUCCCUGGAUGACAUGGAUUCCCUGAAGGACAGCUUCUCACAACUCAUCAGCUUGUUGGAAGAAAAAGACCACGAGGCUGGAAGAAUGUGAAACGUGGCUCAGAGAACAGGCUCCCCCAAAGGCAUUGAACCAGUCAUGUUUAUUUCUCAUUUAAAUUUUUAUUUUGGUAGCCAAACUCCAUGGCUUCUAUAUCUGUUCUCCUUUUGUUAUCUCAGACUCUCAUCUCUUUAUGACAGUGAACAUUUUGUCCAUCAGGUGAAGUCUCAUCGGCAUUCGCGUCGAGUACACACUACUGAGAGAGAAUGUACUCUUUAUUUACCACUAAUUAUUUUCACCGCAUGUCUCUUCCUUCUGUUGUCCUCAGAGUCUCUGCUCUUCUCUGUGCUUAAAAGAAUAGAAUCUGUGGCUCCAGAAAGUGAAAUCCCUGGUGAAGGACUCAGGGAGACGCAAAGGGUGCUGGGUUAUAUGUCUGGGGCUCUUCGUAUUAUCUAUGUCAUCUUCAAGAUCUCUUGAGGUUUUACUUUAUUUUUAUCUCUGGCUUUCUGUAUCUGGCCUUAGAAAUGAUGAGAUAAAUAAGCACCAAAAACUUCAAUUCUUCACCUCAUCAGAAAAGACUCUCCUGCCAAAGAAAGACAAGUUGCAUAUUGUUUCUUUGGUGGCAGCCCAAGUCUUACUCUGAUCCCUAUUUUGAAAGCAAAGGCAUUGUUCUAAUUUAUGAGAAAAUAGGAAAGUUAGGCACAAUGCAUGGUCAUUGAUUAUAAUUUCUUCAAGUUUUUAAAUAUUG
This is a messenger RNA of Suncus etruscus (white-toothed pygmy shrew), 1410 nucleotides long. RefSeq names its product ADP ribosylation factor like GTPase 15 (gene ARL15). NCBI's taxonomy places the organism in Eukaryota, Metazoa, Chordata, Mammalia, Eulipotyphla, Soricidae. The record is from RefSeq and is a predicted model, not a curated record. Gene Ontology annotation, molecular function: GTP binding; GTPase activity. The transcript is spliced from 6 exons. The coding region runs from base 45 to 716 and encodes 223 amino acids.